ACAGCCGGAGCGCCGAGUGCGCGAGGGAAGAGUGACAGAAAAGUGUGAGAAGAAAAGGGAAAGAAGACAAGAAAAAGGAGAACAGGAGGCCGGUGCUGCCUGCUGUUCUAAUGGACCAUAUGGAUAUUUAACCAUCUGCCCGGGGAGCGCACAGACACCGCAGUCCAUGCCUCUGCCUUGCCAGGUCAUUGAUGGGAAAUCAACUGGAUCGGAUCACCCACCUCAACUACAGCGAGCUGCCCACGGGGGAUCCGUCCGGGCUGGAGAAGGACGAGUUACGGGUCGGUGUCGCCUAUUUCUUCUCUGACGAAGAGGAGGAGGUGGACGACCGCACUCCGUCCGACUGCGGCUUCACCAAGGACCACAGCCCGGCCGAGGAGGGACCCUUCUCCUUCAGCGAGGUGGAGUACUCCGCGUUCUGCUCCCAGGAAUGCAUCUUCUCCAAGCUCCGGGAGAACGAGGACUUGAAUGUGUACUCGGCCAAAACUUUGCUGACUAUGUGCAAACCGGGGGACCUGCUGGAGCUGGUGGCCACCGCGCAAGCCCCCCACUGGGCCAUUUACGAGCAGGAUGACCAGGUCAUUCACCUGCACAAAGGGGAAAUCCGCAAGGACAGCCUGCUGGAGCUCAGCAACGGCCGUCACGGAAGGAUAGUCAACAACCGGUACCGGUACCGGCCGCUCCCCCCUGACCUAGUGAUGCAGAACGCAGUGGGACACCUGGGCCUCAGCAGCGAGGAGAUAUGCUGGACCAACUCGGAAAGUUUCGCAGCCUGGUGCCGCUUUGGGAAACGGGAGUUCAAAGCCGGGGGAGAGGCGCACUCAGCUGAGCAGCAGUAUUUCCUCAAAGUGCAUCUGUCCGGCAGCGGGGUGCACACACUGGUCUUUCGCAGCCUGGAGGACAUGAUCCGAGAAAGGAGGCGAGUGGACGCCAGUGGAAUUCUCAAAGAGCUGUCUUUGGUUAACGGGGGCAAGGAGUGAUCAGGGAUUCCGUUUGAUAUCCCCCUCCUCCAACCCGCUCUCCGCCGCCUCCUCUCGCCAAAGCGCACGGACGCAUAGGCGCGCACAUACAACCCAACUCGCGCACACGCACCCAAGCACACAGACGCACACACAUACAAGGACCUGGUUUUGGACUAUCUGUAUGUCACAGAUGGACCCCGGGCUGCGUCUGGACCAGAGGCGCACUGUGGAAUUUCCAUCAAAUUGCAGAGUGUUGAAAACUGAAAGAGAGCGGCCAUAUAAACAGACAACGCCCCUUCAGAUUAGAAUUCGUGCAGCGUGGGACACGAUUUCUACAAAAACCCAUUGCCCCGAACAGAAAAAUCACCUUUACAACCCCCACAUAGCGCACACGGCUUGGUUUGGUUUUCUGUUUAAUUUCUGGGGAUAAUGGAAUGGGCCCCUUCUCUGCAUAGAGCGUCUGCUGCGGCAGACCAGACGGUGAGACCGGGAGAGGAGAGAUGGGGGGAAAGAUGAAAGAUAGGAUCUGGGAUGGCUCUCGAAAAGUCUCCCUUCUAUUUUUUUACUGUUAGCUUUAAGACCGGGACUGACCAUAACACAGAUCGGAACCUUAAGCCACUAACUCAUAGACCCUGACAGUUCCAGCUGGCUACGCAGUUGCCUAAAACAAACCAUUUGGCUUGUUCAAGCUCCCCUUUUGCCAUAUCAAGAGUAUUGCCAUUUCACAAUGCUGUCAUCCUGCUCCACAGCACUGGAUGUAUGUGUAAAUUGUAUUCAUAUUGAUUUCAAUUUGAGUCUUAUUUUUGUAUUUAAGUUUAGUGGAUUUAACCCUGAUCUCUUUUUGGUUCAAAAUAAAUGGAGGUUGAAAUAUGAAAAUAA
Sphaeramia orbicularis (orbiculate cardinalfish) is the source of this 1841-nucleotide messenger RNA. RefSeq names its product LRAT domain containing 1 (gene lratd1). Gene Ontology annotation, biological process: cell motility; cell morphogenesis. NCBI's taxonomy places the organism in Eukaryota, Metazoa, Chordata, Actinopteri, Kurtiformes, Apogonidae. The record is from RefSeq and is a predicted model, not a curated record. Bases 192 to 980 code for a protein of 262 amino acids. The transcript is spliced from 2 exons.